AUGUCCGACAUGUCUGAGGAGGAAUAUUUUUCAGAGGAGGAGUACGUCGAUGACGAGGACGACGACGCUGAGGACGUGGAUGAGGAUGAUCUGGGGGCGGUAGACGACCAAGCGCUGCAGGAGACACUCACCAAGCAGCGCUCGUUCGAAGUCAUCUCAGAAGACGACAUGUUGAAGGAGUCGCGCCUGCUGAUCGAUGGCGUGAUGGAGUUCCUGGGCAUCCCCAAUAGGGCCAUCGCCGCUUGCCUGCUGCGAAGCUACGACUGGAAUCGAGAGCGCCUCAUAGAAGCCUACACCGAGGACCCCGAGCGGGUGUGCAAGAAGGCCGGCGUGCCCUCGCUCAACCUCGAGAAGCCUAUCGAGAGCCCCAACGCUAUUAGCGAGUGCCUGGUGUGCAUGGACGACUACAAGAACUCGGACUCGUUCGCGCUGCCGUGCGGACAUCGGUACUGCAGCACGUGCUGGAAGAACUACCUGGAGGUCAAGAUCGCGGACGGGCCGGAGUGCAUCACUACCAAGUGUAUGGCGCCCAAGUGCGGCAGUGUGGUGCACGAGGAGGCCGUGAAGAAGAUCGUCGACGCCAAGGAGUUCGCCCUCUACUCCAAGUACCUGCUGCGCUCGUUCGUGGACGACAACCCCAAGGUCAAGUGGUGCCCGGCCCCGCACUGCUCCAACUGCGUGCGGUGCGAGCGGCAAAACCGGCAGGAGGCCGUGGCCUGCGGCUGCGGCUUCCGGUUCUGCUUCAAGUGCUGCGACUUUGAGAUCGGGGAUCACAUGCCGGCCGACUGCGAGACCGUCGACCUCUGGCAGCAGAAGGCCGCCGACGAGUCGGAGAACGUGACGUGGAUGAUCGCCAACACCAAGAAGUGCCCCCAGUGCCGCUCGCCCAUCGAGAAGAACGGCGGGUGCAUGCACAUGACGUGCCGCAAGAACGCGGGUGGGUGCGGGUUCGAGUUCUGCUGGCUGUGCCGAGGGCCGUGGAGCGACCACGGCUCGCAUACGGGCGGGUACUACAACUGCAACAAGUACGACAAGUCCAACGCCAAGGACGAGGACUCGCGAGCCGAGAACGUCAAGACCGAGCUGGAGCACUACAUGUUCUACUUCCAUCGCUACGAGUCCCACAAGAACGCGAUGAAGAUCGCCGACGAGCAGCGCAAGGGCGCCGACAAGAAGGGCACUGCCCUCAUGGAGAAGUUCGACGUGCGCGCCGCCGACACCAAGUUCCUCCUUGAGGCCACCGAGCAGCUCAUCAACAACCGACGGGUGCUCCAGUGGUCCUACGUGUACGGCUACUACCUCGACCAGGACAAGUCGCGCGUCAGCGAGAAGAACCUCUACGUCUACCUCCAGGAGGACCUCGAGAAGCACACCAACUACCUCUCCGAGCUCUACGAGCGCCCCACCGAGAAGAUCGCCGACUACCAGGCCUUCGUCAAGUGGAAGGAGGAGGUCACCAACUACACCCGCGUCUGCCAGAGGUUCCUCCAGAACUUUGUCGAGGGCGUCAUGGGCGGCCUCACCGUCCAGGAGAAGUACUGA
Molecule: messenger RNA, 1542 nt
Organism: Acanthamoeba castellanii str. Neff
Lineage: Eukaryota; Discosea; Longamoebia; Acanthamoebidae
Product: e3 ubiquitinprotein ligase rbra, putative
Exons: 3
Coding region: 1-1542 (513 amino acids)
Biological process (GO): positive regulation of proteasomal ubiquitin-dependent protein catabolic process; ubiquitin-dependent protein catabolic process; protein polyubiquitination
Cellular component (GO): ubiquitin ligase complex; cytoplasm
Molecular function (GO): ubiquitin conjugating enzyme binding; ubiquitin protein ligase activity; zinc ion binding
Source: RefSeq, a predicted model, not a curated record